AUGUCGGCACCAAAAACAUCAAAACAAGAAGAAUGCGAAGCGGAAGCUCUGAAAUCGGAUCCGGAAGACGAUGGCGAAGGAAAGCCGGAAGAAGGAGGGGCGUUACAGGCAAAGAUGUCUCUCCUCAAUGGGAUCACAGUUAUCGUAGGCUCCAUCAUUGGUAGUGGGAUCUUCGUGUCCCCCACCGGGGUUUUGAAGUAUACGGGAAGUGUGAACGCCAGUCUUCUCGUGUGGAUUGCCUCCGGAGUUUUUAGUAUGAUAGGCGCGUAUUGCUAUGCGGAGUUGGGCACGAUGAUUCGCUUAAGCGGGGCGGACUACGCCUACAUCAUGGAGACUUUCGGGCCUUUCGCCGCUUUCAUCAGGCUCUGGAUAGAGUGCAUGAUCGUCCGACCCUGUUCUCAGGCUAUAGUAGCGCUAACGUUCAGUACGUACGUACUUAAGCCGAUGUUUCCGGAAUGUGACCCUCCAAACGAAGCUACCAGGCUGCUGGCUGCCUGUUGUAUUUUGUUGUUGACAUUCGUGAACUGUUGGUCGGUUCGAGCAGCUACUCGCGUGCAAGAUUGGUUCACGUAUGCGAAGCUGCUUGCUCUCUUUAUUAUCAUCGCAGCAGGCGCCUACCAGCUGUGCAAAGGAAAAACGGAGCAUUUCUCUUUCGAAGGUACUUCAAAUGACGUCACGUCGAUAGCAUUGUCGUUUUACUCCGGGCUGUUUGCGUACAACGGAUGGAACUAUUUAAACUUCAUAAUCGAGGAGCUAAAAGACCCUGUCAAGAACCUGCCUCGUGCUAUCGCCAUUUCAUGCGCGCUCGUUACACUUGUGUACACCUUAACGAACAUUGCGUUUUUCACUACACUCUCGCCUACAGAGGUGUUAGGAUCGGCUGCUGUAGCAGUGACCUUCGCCGAACGUCUCUUCGGAUGGUUCGCGCUUUCCAUUCCGCUGUUCGUCGCUGCUUCCACUUUCGGCGCUGUCAAUGGUGUACUUCUUACCUCAUCACGGUUGUUCUAUGCCGGCGCAGCGCAGGGACAGAUGCCGGAGAUGCUGACAAUGGUGACGACGCGAGCCACCCCUGCGCCCGCGGUGCUGGCCGUCGCCCUCCUCAGCCUUGUGUACCUCACUGUCAGCGAUAUUUAUGCGCUUAUUAACUAUGUUGGAUUUGCUACCUGGCUGAGUAUCGGUGCGGCCGUCGUGUGCUUGCCUGUACUGAGAUACACACGCCCAGACCUGGAGAGACCUAUCAAAGUCAACAUGUUCUUCCCGAUUGUGUACAUAAUCUGCACAAUCCUGGUGGUCUCCGUGCCUGCUGUUGCGUCUCCACAAGAGACCGGCAUCGGUUGCCUGAUGAUCCUCACUGCAGUGCCCUUUUACCUGCUGCUUGUUGAACCUAGGACUCGGAUACGAGGACUUGAUUUUAUUACCAAUGCUGCCACUCAUCUAGUACAAAAAUUAACUUUAGCAGUGCGACCGAAAAUGAAGUGAACGCCAUAUUGGAAAUGUACAUCGCUGCUGACAUAUCGGAUUGAAUCGGUUAAAAAUCACCUAUAACUAGUAGUUGACGCUGCCUCAAAAGGCUAUAAAAAACAAUAUUAAUUAUCAAAAUGAUACAUCGGAACAUGCUCAGUAAAAAAAAAUAUGUCAUAUUUAUACAUAAUGUAUACAAUAUGGCGAGCCUAUUUUUUUAAAUGUUUUGACAUCUUAUUUCAUAAAAAAA
Messenger RNA from Hyposmocoma kahamanoa, 1711 nucleotides. RefSeq names its product Y+L amino acid transporter 2. The transcript is spliced from 13 exons. The coding region runs from base 1 to 1479 and encodes 492 amino acids. Gene Ontology annotation, biological process: amino acid transmembrane transport. Lineage: Eukaryota; Metazoa; Arthropoda; Insecta; Lepidoptera; Cosmopterigidae. Gene Ontology annotation, molecular function: L-amino acid transmembrane transporter activity. Gene Ontology annotation, cellular component: membrane. The record is from RefSeq and is a predicted model, not a curated record.